This is a messenger RNA of Physella acuta, 1806 nucleotides long. RefSeq names its product angiopoietin-related protein 7-like. The record is from RefSeq and is a predicted model, not a curated record. Lineage: Eukaryota; Metazoa; Mollusca; Gastropoda; Physidae.
UCUUAAUAAUUUGGAAAAGAAAUCUCAAUUUAGAAAAUCAAUUUGAUUUACCCUCUCUUAACGUCAGUUAGAUAAAAAUGCAAAAAGGAUACCUGGAUAUUCCUAUUUAAACCAGCCCGCAUUUCUGUUUCGUUAGUUGAGAUUCACGUCGAUAGAGUAAAGUUUUGUGUUUUGGUGACUUCUUAAUUUUUUAAUCAAUAAAACAUCACUGUCACAAUGAUAUUCCCUGUGGUGUACAUGUUCCUCUCAAUAAAUAUUAUUUCAAGUACAGGUCUAAAGAUUGACAUGAACAGAGAAUAUUUUUACCAUGGCAGGGAUUUAUUUUGUGCACAACUCCAGUGUACAGAAAACAUAAGAGAAGACACUCAGAUAUCAGCUCUUGUCAACAUGUCAGUCUAUAGGAUCAGUGAACCCGAGGGGCAGAUUUUGGUGGCGUCUUUUUCAGAAUCAGAUUCAAAGCUUCAAGAUUAUAAAAUGACUGGAACAAGAGUAGAUGGGAAAAUAUCGAAAACAUUUUCAGAAUUGGAAGUUUUUUUAGCAAAUAGUUCAGACUGCAAUGAUGGCAUUUUCCUAUGUGAAAUACAUUAUGUAAAUACAACAGGAUCUAUUGAUAGAAUUGAGAAACAUACGGAGAGUUUUCCAAGAAAAUCAAGUGCCACAUUUCUAAUGAUGAAUUUGAAAGCUAAAACUUCUAACUAUGUUAAAUCUGUUGACACCAUGGCUGAUUUUCUCAAAUCUUUUGAAGACCCAGGCAGACUGAAAGGUGCAGACAUGACAAUGUCAUUACAGAUGUCACAUUUUGGUGGCGAUAAGUUCAGCACAGAUAAAAGUUUUGGUCAAACAGAUGCAGAUUUAAGUAACAGUUAUAAACAGAUCAGUUCUUCUACACUCGAGGACAUGAUGGGUGAUAGGAUAAGGAAUUUAACUCUUGAUGUGAACAAAACAUUACAGAUGAUGAGUUUGAAGACAGAGUUAAAUAAAAAUAGUUUGGCUAAUUUAAACGAAUCAAUGCAAACAAUGUUAGCCAACACCCAGAACCAAACAGAACAAAUUAUUAUAAGAUUCAAUGAGCUGGAAACGAAAAUAGAGAAAACUAUCACACAAGAGAAUAUCAAUACAACAUUAAAUUUGGUAGCCGGUCUCAACAAAACUCUACAAGAAUUGCAAGACCAGUACAACCGCGAAGCAUUGUUUACAAAACAGUGUGUUAGGAACGAAAAAUUAAGUCUACCAGAACAAAUGAUAGUCCAACUAAAUGAAAACAAACUUGCCUUGUGUGAUACCAAAACAGACGGUGGUGGGUGGAUUGUUAUACAGAGACGUGUAAAAGGUGACGUAGAUUUCAUUAGAAACUGGAGCGACUACAAAAAUGGUUUUGGAUCUUUGAAUGGAGAUUAUUGGCUGGGAAAUGACUGGAUCUCAAACCUAACACAAAACGGCUACAGUGAACUGAGGUUUGACAUGAAAUAUAAAGGUACAUCCUACUACAUGGUGUACAGUAAUGUGACGGUGGGAAGUGAAGCAGAAAUGUAUAGGAUAAAGUUUACGUUCAAGUCUGGCAACGCUACAGACAACUUUACUUGGCACAACGGAAUGGCUUUUUCUACUGUAGAUAAAGACAAUGAUGGAUAUUCUGGAAACUGUGCUGAAAAUUUAAAGAGCGGCUGGUGGUAUAACGCAUGUCAUUAUGUGAACGUAAACGGUGUAUGGGCGAGUAAAACUCCUGGUAAAGGCAUUAACUGGAAAAGUAUAACAGACAACACAGACUCUCUGGAACAAGUUGUGAUCAAACUUCGACGGCCGUGA